This is a messenger RNA of Trichoderma reesei QM6a, 7125 nucleotides long. RefSeq names its product polyketide synthase. Gene Ontology annotation, biological process: secondary metabolite biosynthetic process; fatty acid biosynthetic process. The record is from RefSeq and is a predicted model, not a curated record. The transcript is spliced from 10 exons. Lineage: Eukaryota; Fungi; Ascomycota; Sordariomycetes; Hypocreales; Hypocreaceae. The coding region runs from base 1 to 7125 and encodes 2374 amino acids. Gene Ontology annotation, molecular function: 3-oxoacyl-[acyl-carrier-protein] synthase activity; oxidoreductase activity; fatty acid synthase activity.
AUGGAAGAUAUUGCCAUCAUCGGACUUGCGUUGCGGUUCCCAGGCGAUGCUACUUCGCCGCAGAAGCUUUGGGAUGUGCUGGAGCGGAAAGAGUCCCAAUGGUCGGAGUUCCCCAAAGACCGUCUCAACAUCGACGGCUACUAUCACCCAAGCAAUGACAGGCUCGGGAGCCUCUCGUUCCGGGGAGGGCACUUCUUGAAGGACGAUAUCAGUGCCUUUGAUGCUCCAUUUUUCUCGAUACCUACAGAGGAAGCAAACGCAGUUGAUCCUCAGCAGCGUAUGCUUCUCGAGAUCUCGUACGAAGCUCUUGAAAACGCUGGUAUCCGCAAAGAGGAUAUUGAUGGCAGUGAUGCUGCUGUCUACGUGGGAUCAUUUGUGAAGGACUACGAGUACAUUAGCCUCCGCGACCAGGAUUGGGGGCCGAAGUAUGCCGCAACAGGGAAUGGGAUUGCCAUUAUGUCCAAUCGGAUAUCUUAUUUCUACAACUUGCAUGGUCCCAGCAUGACGGUAGACACGGGCUGCAGCUCAAGCCUUGUUGCCGUUCACUUGGCUGCUCAGAGCCUUCGAAAUGGCGAGGCGUCGUUGGCUCUGGCUGCAGGCACCGGCAUGAUCUUGUCUCCCGAGACUAUGUUGCCGAUGACGGCGCUGAAUUUCCUUAGCCCAGACGGGAAGUGCUUUACGUUCGACUCUCGUGCAAACGGCUACGGGCGAGGCGAAGGAAUUGGUGUUGUGGUCAUGAAGCGUCUGUCAGAUGCCAUUCGCGACAACGAUACCAUUCACGCAGUCCUGAGAGCCAGCUGUGUGAACCAGGAUGGCCGCACCAAAGGUAUGCCAGAGCUGUUGUUCAGGAACAUCGUCGAUUUUUCGCGACAGAGAUUGCCAGUAGGCAUUACCUUUCCCAGCGGGGACGCUCAAGUUUCCAAUAUUCGUGCUGUCUAUAAUUCGGCAGGCCUUGAUUUCGCCCAGACCGGCUACAUCGAGUGCCAUGGCACGGGGACACAGGCAGGUGACUGGCAAGAACUCCAAGCCAUCUCCCAGACCAUUGCGUCGGCUCGCACUGUUGACAACCCUGUCAUGGUGGGCUCUGUGAAGACGAACAUUGGCCACCUGGAAGGGGCAGCUGGGAUUGCUGGCUUGAUCAAGGGAGUCUUGGCUUUGGAACGGGGCCGUGUACCACCAAACAUCAACUUCAUCAAAGGAAAUCCCAAGAUUGAUUUUGAGAAUUGGAAGGUCAAGGUCCCGACGGAAGUAAUGGACUGGCCCAUUCCCGGCAUUCGUCGUGUCAGUGUCAACUCCUUUGGGUUUGGUGGUACGAAUGCCCAUGUCGUUGUAGACGAGGCGCCGGGCUAUCUUGCGACAAAGGGGCUGAACGCAAGUCACUCCUCCACCGACAUUGUACCAUCACGAACUGAUGCGGCCUUGGCCGAGGGAACCCCCGAAGCGCGGUUGUUUUGUUACUCUGCAAGCGACAAUGCCGGUGUUUCUCGCAUCAUGAAGUCACACGCUCCAUUCAUCGAAUCGAUUCGAGAAAAUACUGGAGAUUCUUUGCGCAACUACUCCUAUACCCUUGGUUGUCGCCGAUCCAACCUCGAGUGGAAGGGAUUUGUUGUGGCUGAAUCUGCGGAUGACCUCCUGGGAAAGAUCGAUGGCUUCAAGACGAGCUCCGUUGCUCGCUCGUCGCUCAAGAAGCAGUCCAAGCUAGGCUUCAUCUUCUGUGGGCAGGGCGCCCAGUGGGCGGAAAUGGGCAAAGACCUCAUGUCCUUUCCGGUGUAUAGCACCAGUCUCAAGGAGGCCAGCUGCUUCUUGCAGCUUGGGCUGGGGGCUCGAUUCGACCUUUUGAAGGAGAUUCUCAGGGGUGCUGGGGACACGCGCAUAUCCGAUCCCGAGAUUUCACAGCCCGCAACAACUGCUCUGCAAGUUGCCCUGGUCGAUCUUCUCAAGUCUUUCGAUGUCCAGCCCCAGUAUGUGUUGGGACAUUCUUCGGGCGAGAUUGCGGCUGCCUAUGCCUCAGGGGCUAUAUCGCGAUACGACGCGUGGAGAAUUUCCUACUUUCGUGGCUUGGCCGCGGCGAGCAUUCCAUUCCGGGCUUCGAAGCUGAAGGGGGCCAUGAUGGUCAUUGGAAUGUCGACUGAAGAAGCUUCAGCGUAUCUCGCCAGGAUCAACAAGUCUGCGCAAAUCGCCUGCAUAAACAGCCCACGAUCGAUUACGAUAUCUGGACAAGCCGACGCCAUUGAGUACAUUGCUCGCGAUCUGACUCAAAAGGACAUAUUCAACAGGAUUCUCAACGUCAAGGUCGCAUAUCAUUCAUCCCAUAUGAAACUUGUCGAGGACGACUAUGUUGCCGCUCUUGAAGAUGUUGCCACCCACGAUUGCCUCGAGGGCGUCACGAUGUUCUCUUCUGUCACCGGCAAGCCAAUCCGGGGAAGCGAGUUGAACGCCAGGUAUUGGGCAAAGAACAUGGUUUCUCCCGUUCAGUAUGUCGCGGCAGUUCAGUCGCUCAUGGACCUUCCGGUGGAUGGUCAGCCCGACCUUUUGAUUGAACUCAGCCCCAGUGCAGUUCUCCGGUCGCCCACAACUGACGUUAUCGCCACGCUGAAGAGUGCUGCUAGCCCGGAUUACCAUUCCGCCCUUGAGCGAAGGAAGAACGGGUGUGUAACCCUACUCAAUCUUCUUGGUUCCUUGUGGUCCAGGGGCUAUCCUGUCAACAUGAAGAUGGUCGUCUCAAGGGGCGAGCGAGAGGAUUCCUUGAGGUGUCUUUCUAACCUGCCGUCCUAUUCCUGGGAUCACCGAAAAACAUACUGGCACGAGGCUGAGAUGAGUCGUGUGAGCCGUAUGAGGGAGUAUCCUAGGAUGGAUCUCAUCGGUGCCAGAGAUCUGGACUCCAUGACAUCCUUCGAGCCCAAGUGGAGAGGGUUUCUGCGCAUCUCAGAAAACCCAUGGAUCAAAGACCACCAGGUACAGAAAACAGUCGUCUAUCCUGCCGCAGGCAUGGUUGCAAUGGUAUUGGAGGGAGCAGCACAGCUAGCCAAAGGCGCCGAGGAUCUCCUUGCCUAUGAGCUCACGGAUAUGAGCAUUGAGAAAGCCAUGACGAUUCCCGAUACCGCCUACGGAUUAGAAGUAUCGCUCAGUCUCAGGAACGACCAAGCCAAUACGGAUGAUGGCGGCAAGAUUGGAGCCAGGUCAUUUGCCAUUUACUCUCGACUUCAAGGUCGAUCAUGGGAGCGGCAUGCCAAGGGUAUUCUACAGUUUCAUUAUCGGGCGGGAAAUUGGCAGGGUGCUUUUCGAUCGUACGAAGACCGCCAUCGAACCAUGAGCAAUUGUUGUAACAAGGCGAUCAUUCCACGGCAGCUUUACGAACACCUUGACUCCGUCGGGAUGAACUAUGGACCAUUGUUCCAGAACAUUGCAGAGGUUCGCACAUGCGAUGGCUACUGCGUGAGCAGAGUCAGGAUUCCAGAUACCAAAUCCAAAAUGCCCUGCAAGUUUGAAUACCCACAUCUUCUGCACCCGGCCACUUUAGAUGCCAUGAUCCAGACUCUAUUGGCUAUCAAAUCGGUGCCCAUGGUGCCCGUUUCCAUCAAGAGGCUUUACGUGGCCGCAAAUCUGGGUGGUGCAUCAUCAGGUGCAGAUUUCACUGGUUACUCGUCAGUUACUGCAGCUGGCAUCCAAAACGCAGAGGCAACCAUCUUCAUGAAGCAGGAAUCGAUAGACUACGCACACGUCGUCAUUGAAGGCUUGAGAUUGGCCGCAUUGCCCACCCCAUCGCCCGAGGAGGGGGGAUUCUUGCCCAGCAAUCGCAAUCUUUGCAGCCAGAUCAUAUGGAAAGAGGAUGCCGUCUUCGCAAGGCCGAGCUCAUACGGCGAACAGGUUGCUCUUCUUGCCCACAAGUACUCUGGUCUGUCGAUACUCCAGAUCGGCGGCAGUUACGAGCUCUCACAGGCAACUCUAGAAGCAGUCAGCCCGGAUCCAGAUGCGACACCCCAGCUCCUGCGGUAUACCAUCCUAGCGGGAGACGGUGAUGAUGUCGCUUCGAGACUUCUUUCCUCUGUGAGAGACACGCCGCUGCAGCCUUUUGUGGAAGAAGUCUCUGACAUAGCGGUCAUCAGAAGUGACUAUCACUUGAUUGUGACUUGUCACAAUGUCGAGACUGAUUUCAGUAUCCUAGAAACGAGAUUGAAGGAGGGCGGUGUUCUGUUGAUGCAAACCACUCCCGUUGAGAGGCCAAAGGAGCAGCCAUUGGGCGACCCCAAAAGUACUUCAGGUGCCCAAGACAUUGGUAGUAUGCAAAGGAUCGUCAAUCACCAGAUGAUGAGAGAGCGUGGUCAAGAUGCGCACUUGAUUGAGGGCGCUGGCGGACUCCUCUUGGAGGCUUAUAGGAAGACCCAGCUGUUUCACCUCACCGGUCCCAUCGUCGAAUCAAAGAGUGUCUCAUCCACCAUCUCCUUCAUGAAUGUCGACGAGGCCUUGAAAGAACCAUCUGCUCUCCAUGGCAGGACAGUCAUCUCUCUGCUCGAGUUCUCUGGCAUUCAGCCUCGCGACUAUUCCAUUUUUGAUUGGAAGGAGGAAGACUUCAACUGCUUUAAGGGCAUAUUGGCCCACGCGCGCCAUGUAUUCUGGAUUACUCGAGGAGCUGUCAUGACCUGCGAGAAUCCGCGUGGAAGCCCCAUCAACGGACUCGCAAGGACACUAAUCUCUGAAGACCCCCUGAAUUCGAUUGUCACCUUUGACUUGGCAGGGGACUCAAAACUAGAUGAUCCUGUCAUCGUUGACAACGUCUUGUCCCUGCUUGAUGCGGCGUUUGGGUCAAAGCUACUACCGGUGCAGGAUACAGAGUUUGCCGAGGAUAGCGGAAGGAUCUACGUUCCCCGUCUCAGUACCUUACGGUCAAUGAACCGCAUUAUUGAAGGCGAGGUUUUGGCUGGAAGAGUCUCUCAGAAGCCGUUCAGCGGUAGCCAAGGCCUUGAGCUCACAAUCGGCGCCCCGGGCAUCAACGACGACAACUUGUUCUUCAUCGUAUCAGACAAGACAAACCUUGGAGCAGACGACGUUGAGAUCGCGUUCAGCGAAGCUAAUCUGUCACUUCUGGAUGUCGAGACUGUCCUUGGAAGGACCCAAAAGUCGACUGUUGGAGCCGACGUCAGGGGCCGGAUUACUCGGCUUGGUAGUCACGUCAAGGGCUUGUCUAUCGGUGACAGUGUUGCCGCCCUGGUCCCUGGCGGCUCGUUUCGGAACUUGUUGCGGGUUGAGUCGCGGUUUGUCAAACACGUCGAACCCGACAUUGCCCCAAGUUUCCUCGUCAGCGCCUACUUUGCACUCAUCCAUGUUGGAAGGGUCCGGCAAGGCCGCAGGGUGUUGGUCCAUGCCGGCGCCAGUGGUUUUGGCCUCGUCGCGGUUGAUUUGGCUGUCGCUAUCGGGGCUGAAGUUUUUACUACUGUCGUCGGCCCGGGUGCUGAUCUACAACGAGAGACUUUGGAACGGCAUGGUGUCGCAGAGGAUCAUAUUCUGGAAGCUGAUUCCGGACUCUUUGUGGCCACGAUACUGGGCGCUACAGAUGGUAAUGGUGUGGAUUGCGUGUACAAUCCAACCUUGAAAGCGUUCGAUGAGGGGUUUGCCUGUGUCCGAAAGUGCGGUAGCAUUGUGCAGUUCGCGAGGGAGGCCGCAGGUCCGACAUCGACCCGUAUGCCUCCGACGUCUGUGACUGUGGCUACUUGGGAUCUUCAUCAACUCCUUGCAGAGGAUCCGGAUUUUGUGGCAGAACUCUUCGAUCUGGUCAUUCGGUACAUCCAGAAUAUUGACUUCAAGCCAUCCUUAUCCGCAGAGCUCAACCAAGUAUUCGACGUUGGCUCGUUGACAGAUGCACUACUAUACUUCCAGCAAACGCCAUCAGUUGGUCUCGUCACGGUGACCGCAGCUAAGGAUGGGUCAAGCACAGUCCGCGUCUUGAAUGAUCACACCACAAAGCCUCUUCAAGAGUCUCUUGACCCAGAGGGAACAUACUUGCUUGUCGGUGGUCUCGGUGGACUCGGCCGGAGCAUAGCUGAGCUUCUAGUACAGAGCGGUGCGCGACAUUUGGCCUUCAUUUCGCGAUCUGGCGCGUCCUCGGAUGCAUCAAGAUUAUUCCUCGAAGGGUUGCAAUCAAGAGGAGUGAACGCGCAGGCUUAUGCAGUGGACAUAUGCGACAGAUCUGAUCUCGAUCGCGUCAUCGAGGAUGCCGUUACGGUCGAUAUGCCGCCGAUCCGCGGCGUGUUUUAUUGUGCUGCAAUACUCAGGGACUCUGUUUUCAAUAACAUGACUUUUGAAGAUUGGCACACAGCCAUCCGGCCAAAAACAGUCGGCUCCUGGAAUAUAUAUCACAGCAUAUCGGCUGCGGGCCACGACCCCUUCCACAUCUUCCUUGCCAGUUCGUCGGGCAUCAUCGGCAACCGUGGACAGGCCAACUACGCUGCGGGCAACUGUUUCGAAGACUCGUUUGCGAGGCUUCUCAGGCAGCAGGGGAAACAUGCCGUGGCCCUGGAUCUCGGCCCAGUCUUGGGAGCCGGCAUGCUUGCCGAGAAUGAAGCUAUCCUGGAUACGCUGCGAUCCAACGGCUUCUUUGGCAUUCCGCAUGGAGACUUCCUCACGGUUGUCAAGCAUGCGAUAACGGGGGAGAUGGAGCCGGGAGAGCCUAUUCCGCCACAAGUCACCGUGGCUGUCGGCACAGGAGGCAUGAACGCGCAAAUCAACGCGGCGGAUCCCUACUGGACUCGCACCGCUCUCUACUCCUAUCUCAACCUGGUGGACAUUGCCCCGCCGAAUCUCCUUGUCGGCGGCGAUGCAAGCAAGAAAGACAUGAGGGCCAUGCUGGCUGCAGCCGCAAGCUUUGACGAAAUUUCGGCCAUUAUCAGCGACGGACUCGCUGUGAUGCUGGCCAAGACGAUGAACAUGCUGCCGUUUGAGAUUGACAUGAGGAAGUCGCUCAACGCCUAUGGCGUGGAUUCUCUGGUGGCUGUCACUAUUCGAAACUGGAUCCUGAAUAACUGCGGCGUUCAGGUUUCUGUGUUUGAUAUCCUCAGUGAUUUGUCUAUUGCAGACAUGGCGAAUAUGAUUGCGGAGAAGGGGGGAUAUGGGGGAGACAAGUCGCAGUGA